Molecule: messenger RNA, 420 nt
Organism: Cylicocyclus nassatus
Lineage: Eukaryota; Metazoa; Nematoda; Chromadorea; Rhabditida; Strongylidae
Source: the annotation of a GenBank genome assembly
CGGCACUCCCUUGACCCUACAAGUUCGCAAGUCCUUGUACAGAUCCCUGCUGUUCUCUCACUGGUUGAAACAAGGUUUAUUCUAGUUCUACACCAGACCUAAGUGGUAUUAUAGUAAUCCAGUUAACGUCGGGUACCUACACCAUUUGAUCAUCAUUUGUCUGCGUCUGGUCGAACGUUCUACCAUACCACGUGCAUGGGCGAAACCUUAUUUAACCAACACAUUCUAAAGGGCGGAGACGUAUGGUAUGCGGAGAGCUUGGAUGGCACGGCAUGGGAAGGAGAUUCUACAGUGAUCACCAACGACGUGCGGACUCUUUUCUCUGGGGCGGUUGCCCUGAUUCCAACGGUACACCAUCCUCACGUCCAGCACGAUCCUAUCCUCUUGUUUCGCAUAUAUCUCCGGCUCUUUGUUCGUUGA